CACACCAACAAAUUAAAUUAAACAUCAUUACCUCUUAGCUUUCUCCCAAUUAAGUCAUGAUGAAAGCCCUCUUACUCUUCUUCGCUCUUUCCCUCUAUCUCCUCCCCAACCCAGCUCAUUCCACCUUCAAUCCCAUCCGCCUCCCCACCACACACGAAGCCGCCGCCUCGUCUGAAACUCCGGUGCUAGACGCCAACGGCGACGCGGUCGUCGCCGGCGGGAACUACUACAUGGUCUCCGCCGUAUGGGGAGCCGGCGGAGGAGGGCUGAGACUCGCCCGGCUGGACAUGAUGAGCAAAUGCGCCAGCGACGUGAUCGUAUCCCCGAGCGACUUAGACAACGGCGACCCCAUCACCAUCACGCCGGCGGCGGCGGAAGCCACCGUCGUCAUGCCGUCGACGUACCAGACCUUCCGGUUCAACGUCGCCACCAACAAGCUCUGCGUAAACAACGUGAACUGGGGGAUCCAGCACGACGGCGCGUCCGGGCAGUAUUUCUUGAAAGCCGGCGAGUUUGUCUCCGACAAUAGCAACCAGUUCAAGAUUGAGGUGGUGGAUGCCAACCUUAACUUCUACAAACUCACUUACUGUCAGUUCGGCUCCGACAAAUGCUACAACGUCGGCAGAUACCACGACCCCUUGUUGAGGACCACGCGUUUGGCUCUCGCCAAUUCUCCCUUCGUUUUUGUCAUCAAACCUACUGAUGUGUAACCGUGAAAAAAGCGCCGG
This is a messenger RNA of Ipomoea nil (Japanese morning glory), 728 nucleotides long. RefSeq names its product sporamin A. Gene Ontology annotation, molecular function: endopeptidase inhibitor activity. The transcript has a single exon. The coding region runs from base 57 to 710 and encodes 217 amino acids. NCBI's taxonomy places the organism in Eukaryota, Viridiplantae, Streptophyta, Magnoliopsida, Solanales, Convolvulaceae. The record is from RefSeq and is a predicted model, not a curated record.